AUGAAAAUCAACAUAUCAAAACAAAAAAUUAAAAUUAUGAAAUUAUUCUUUCUUUCAGUAUUAUUUAUAAAUAUUAUAUAUAUAUUAACGUAUGAAUCAAAUUUAAAAUCAAGUAUAAAUGAUAUAAUUAUAAAAACUACAUCAUCAUCAUCAUCAUCAUUAUCGAAUAAAUCUGAAUUAUUUGAAGAAUUUCAACAAAAUAAUAUUAUAAGUACAUUAACAAAUACAAGAUCAUCAUCAUCCAAAUUUUUAUCAUAUUUAAAAACUAAAAUUAAUAUAUUAUCAUCAUUACAUCCAAAGACUUUAAAUAUAAUUAAUAAAUUAGAAAAAGAUACAAAUUAUAAUGAAUAUAACGAUUUAAAUUCAAAUUUAAUAAUUUAUAAAAAUCAUACAAAUUAUUGGAAUAAUCAGAAACUGAUAUUUUAUGAUCCAAGAUUUACUUUAUCAAUGUAUUUACAUGAAUUUAAAUUACAAUAUUUAGAAAAACAAAGCAACCACCAAAAAGAACCAAUAGUUGAAUUACCUUUUAAUUGGGUAGAUUGGAUGGAUUUAACCUUAUUAAUUAAAGAUAUUUUAGAAACUGAUCCUUCAAAACAAAUAACUUGUGAUACAUUAGUUGAAAAUUCAGAAAAUGAACCAGAUGGUAGUAAAUUUUGUAUGAAUAAAAAUGAAAUAAAUGAUUUAAAACUUUCGCAACUAAAUUAUACAAUAGAUCAAUUACCUAAUUUUAUAAUAUGGGCUCAUGAAGCUCAUACAAAAAGAAUUUAUAAUGAUUAUAGAAUAUUACAAGCUAAAUCUUUUGCAAUGUUAAAUAUGAAAUCACCAUUAAAAGUAUUUAUAUUAAAUGAUGAAGGAACUUAUGAAUUUAAUGUUAUUGGAAAUAAUAGAAUUAAUCAAACACCAUUUUUAGAAAAUUAUUUAAAUAAUCAUAAAUUAAAAAAUAAAUCAAAAACUAAAACUAUAAAAUCUGAAAUUUCAAUUAAUCAUAUAAAAGAAUUAAAAAAUUUACAAUCCAUAAUUAAACCAAAAAUUGAAACACCCACACAAAAAAAUGAUGAUUUUGAAAUAUAUUUAAAUGAAUCAAUGUUUCAUCCAAUAUCAAUUGAAACAAAAUUAAAAAAUUUACCAUCAAAUCCAUCAAAUUUUACCCCACAACAACAAUUAAUAUAUAAUGGAUUAAUAAAAGCUCAAGAAUUUUCAUCAGAUAAAGAACCUCGUUUUUUCAAAAUGGCAACUUUAAGAAUUGAUGAUUCUAAAAAUUUAGAUUAUGAUUGGGGUUGGCAUUAUGAUUGGAGAUUUUUUAAUGGUGCAUUAAAUUAUAAUAAUGGAUUAACAUUACAAGAUAAAACUAAAAGAAUUUCAAUAAUAUUAGAUAGAUUGUUACGUAAUUGGAGUAAAUUUGCUCAAUCAAAGGGGAUAAUAUGGUGGAUUAUGCAUGGUCCUUUAUUAAGUUGGUAUUGGAAUGGAAUGAUGUUUCCAUUUGAUAUUGAUAUUGAUAUUCAAAUGCCUGUGUCGGAAUUAUAUAAAUUAAAUGAUUUAUAUAAUAAUACUUUAGUUGUUGAAAACCCAAGGGAAGGAUUUGGAAAAUUUUUAAUUGAAACAAAUACUUUUUUAUAUAAUAGAGAAUUUAGUGGAGGUGAUAAUUAUAUUGAUGCAAGAUUUAUUGAUGUUGAUAGUGGGAUUUAUAUUGAUAUUACAGGAUUAAGUAAAAGUAAAAGUUUCCCACAAAAGGAAUAUAAUGAAUAUCCAGAAUUAGAUAUUAUAAAAACAGAUGAAAAUGAUGAAAUUUAUAAUGAUAGAAGAAAACAUUUUUAUAAAUUGAAUCAAUUAUCACCAUUAAAAUUUAGUUAUUUACAAAGUAUUCCAGUACUUAUCCCAAAUGAAAUUGAAACAAGAUUAAAAUUUGAAUAUCCCAAAGGUUUAACAGAUUUAGAAUAUUCAAAUUGGUAUUUUAUUGAUAAAUUAAAUUCAUGGAUUCAUAUAGAUGAUUUAAAAGAUAUUUUUAAAUUUGAAAAUUAUAAAAAGUUAAAAAAAGAUAGUGAAACAGAAUUUGAAUGGGAUAAAGAAAAAAUUAAAAUGGAGAUACCACAUAUAUCAAAUGAAAAAAUUUUUAAAUUUUUAAUUAAUAAUGAAAAAUUUUUAUUAGAAUUUUAUAAAAUUUAUCCAUAUACACAAUUACAUGAAAUUGAAAUGAAUUUAAUUGCGGGUUUAAAAAAUGAUGAGAUUUUAGAAAUGGAUUUUAAUAAUGAUAUUUUAAAAAAUUAUUUAUCAUUAAGUUCAAAAUUUAAACAAUUUAAUGAACCUUUGAGAACUAGUCUUUGGGAAUUUGAAAUGGAUAUUAAAAGGAAUAAAGAAAUUAAAGAAUGA
This is a messenger RNA of Lodderomyces pseudojiufengensis, 2367 nucleotides long. It is a transcript of the gene MNN4-4, whose product is annotated as Mnn4-4p. The record is from RefSeq and is a predicted model, not a curated record. The transcript has a single exon. The coding region runs from base 1 to 2367 and encodes 788 amino acids. NCBI's taxonomy places the organism in Eukaryota, Fungi, Ascomycota, Pichiomycetes, Serinales, Debaryomycetaceae.